AUGGAGUGCCAACCGUUAACCCCUGCCCCCCGUGGGUUUCCUCCCAUUCCGUCGCAGCCGUGCAUGUUGGCGGUUUGCAAAGACGACAGUGGUUUGCUGACUCCUGUCAACGCCGUCGACGCGACCCCUUCCUCGUGUUCGACGAACUGCACGACGAGUCCAGACGCCUCACCGUCCGCCGCGACCUCGGGAGGCACCAGCGGCAGCAGUGCCUUCUCAGCUGCUGCGAUCAACUGUGCCACAUCUAUGGGAGGCAUCGAGUCCGCUUCCGACUCGUCAACCAGAUCUCCCUCUCACAUCGACCCUGCAGGAUUUCUCGCGGCGUCAGGAGUACUGCCCCCUGGAGCUCCAGGAGACGGACUCGCUGUCUUUCUCUCCCAGAAGGAGCAGUGGCACCAACUCCUCACCAGAAACCAGGGCGUCGCCGUCACCAACCGCGUCGACCCUUUGUCUGUUCUGGGUGACUUGAAAUCGGACGCAGGGAAACCCAGUGUCUCCGUCGGAGGGGUCUCUGUGGCCCCUAGUCAGGAGACACGUGAGGCCUUUGCUGCGUUGCGGCCCCGGGGAGUACCUGCAGGCAUGUCUCCGACCCACGGGGGUUCGGCGAAUGCGGCAGCCGAGCUAGCGGCGCUCUCCUGUCUCCUUCAGUCCCAGCACGGCGCUCCCGCCACACCAGAGGACAAGCGGCGGGACGAGACCGCUUUGUUGCUGUUUUUCCAGCAACUCCAGGCACAACAGUUGGCUCGGCAGAUGCCAGUCUCCACUGCUGGAGCAGCUAAUCUGUCAGCCUUCGCAAACGCUCAAAUCACGACGUGCUCACGCGCGUCGACUACCCAGCCCCUUGGCGUGCUGCCGUUCACCCAGCCUCUGCCCGCAGAGCGCACCCAGAUGGAGUCACGCGUGCGGACAGACGCACCGCUCACUCCACAGACAGCCGCCGGUCUCAGCGCUUGCACUUCCACGGGGCGAGGAGCUCACGCUGGUCAAGUGAAGCGAGGAGGGGGAACAGGCCGCAGCCUGGCAAGGAGUGGAAGCGACGCGGCUGCAGCCGCUGUGGGUUCUCAAGAGAAGGGCCAGGCUGCGGGAGUUGGCGAGAAACCGAGGACAGUGUUCAUUGGGAAUAACAAGGCAUCUUACCACCCUGACAAACAAGAGUGGAGAACUCGGUACUACCAAGACGGCCGACGGUGCAUGCGGACGUAUUCCGCAAAGUACUACGGCUACGAGAAGGCAAAGUGUCUCGCCGAGUGUUUCAUUCGCUUUGUCCAGACUUACGGCGCACUUCCCAGUCAGCAAACGCUUUUGCUGGCAGCUGAGCGACUCCAGCAGCAAGCGGUGGCGCAGUCUGCUGACACCGACUCUGUAUCCUCAGGGGGGGCCUCCGGAUUCAAGCCGGCUCAACACGCCGUGUCAGUCUCUCGGCAUCGCACUGGAGGCUCCGAUGUCGCUGCCUUGCCUGUGGCAGGACAGCUGUCUUCCCAGGACUCCGCGGCAGCAAGCUGGUCAGGUUUCCCGUUCGCACCAGUCCUUCCUCAAUGCAACCCCGUAGCCGCUUCUCAAACGUCGCUUGUUCUCCCCUUGUCUGCGCCAGGGCAGACCCCCGGGACUGCGGGCCCCCGGGGCACUCGGGCCUUGCAGGAGACUGCUCCUGCUCGAGUCCGAACUCCUCGAGCUGCUGAUUCAAAGAUCGCAGUUGGAGCGGUUCAAAGCAGAGGGGAUGAGGGCCGAAGCUCAAGACGAGCCUCUGUCAAGAGACGGCGAGACAGUGCCGGAACUGCCGACGACGCUACACCCGUGGCUGCGUCGCGACACGCCGCAGGGCCUCUAACCGCGGAAGGCCGCCUUGCCAAGUUGCUCGCUACCACGGGGGGCCCGAAGCGCCUCGACGCCGGAGAGUCGGGUGUGGGCGUAACCGAGUCUCCGGGGGCGAGGGGCAGUGCUUCGGGACUUGCUGCCGCCGUUGCGAAGACGUCCGCGCUUGAGGCGAGUGUGGGAUUUGAGGGGACCCGCCGCGUGUCUCAAGAAGAACCGACAUCGCCCGUGGCCGAAGUGCAGCAGAGGGUUGCGUGGAAUCUCCCUCGGAACUCUUUUCCCGGUGCCUCAGUCCCAGUCUCCAGCAGUUCCGCCACUCCUUUGCCUCAGGUAGGUGACGGAGUCAGUGCACCGACGCUCGACCCGGCUGCGCUGUCCAGUGUCUCGUCUCUUGACGCCUCUGUUUCACCUGCGUCACUUGCGAGUGCUCUUCAACUCGCUGCGGUCUCGAAGCCUGGAAAGGCUGUGAAAUUCAAUGAAAAAGAAGACGGUGGCCAGUCGCCUCGGGAGCGCAAGGCAUGCGCCGACGGAGAGGCGGCGAAUGCCGAGGCUGGCAGAGAGUCUCGGUGUGUCAGGAAGGCGGGCAAGAGAGACGGACGACAGACCGCCGAUGGAGUGUAUGUACAGCCAGUUGUGGGCGCAGGCCGACUGGCACGCAGUGACUCGAAGGCAAAUGUGAAAAGCUCACAAGGACCCCGAGAAGGUGACAAGGCGAAGGGCAAGGAUCUCGGAGUUCUCUCCAAGAGUGCAGAUGUGUCGACUGUCGAGUCUGCUGUGGACGAUGACAGCACAGCGUCGCUCUUGCAGGCGUUCUUCGAUGGCUGUAUUUCUGAAUCGCUUUUAGGCGGAGUGCCGCUGAUAGGAGGUGCAGGGGAUGCGAAAGCCUUUAUUGAGCAAGAGGGUUGUCGCGACAGUCUUCGUCGCGUCGGCGGUUCUCAGGAACUCCGUUGGAAUGACAGUGAUGGCCGGCUGUCGAUUCCCAGUUCUCUGUCUCAGUCGACGUCUACGCGGUCUACUCAGUUCUUCCCGCUUUCGGCAGUUGGGGCUGUCGAGCCCUCCACGUCGAGUUAUUUAUCCUCUCCUGUCACCGCUGAAAGACGCGAGGCCGAACAGCUGCUCCGCCGUCUCCUUGCCUGCACUGAGGGUAACGAAACUGCAGCGGGAUCCCGAGUUGAAGGCACCGGUGCCACGACGCACUCCUUGCUCUCUCUGAACCUGCAGGGAACUCCGGUUGCGGGGGAAUUUGGAGGACAGGUUCAGUCCACCUUCACGCUUCCUGGCACACUGGGGAAGCAAGGAAGUGAAGACCGGGCCCGUCUGUGGGACGCCGCGGUAGGCACGUUUGGCAUUUCCGCUGAGGAAGCCAGUAUCGGAGGAGAGGGCAGGACGAGACGAGGCCGCGCAUGCAUUGCCGCCUCUCUGGAGGGAUCCGGCAGCUGCGGGUAUAAUAUGGAGGACGCUGGGGAGAUCCAAGACAUCGUUCUCUCGGCUGACGUUGAAGCGUUCAUCCGCGCAUUCGGGGCUGGAGCAGGCCACGAAAGCCUAGGUGCGCAGCGGACGGCUGGACAGCUGUUCGAGGAAGGUGUGAAGCUACUCCACCUGCACGACGCGAGUCUCCGGACUGUGUCCACUCUCCCCGGUGCGACGCUUGAUGCUCUCUCCGACUUCUGCGCUAUUCAUCGUCUCAGCGACCCGGGGCUGGCUUCGCGACAGAGCGUUGCACCGAGUGAGACACCUCAGCAGGCACCCACUGUCUCACCGUCGAAUGAAGGCGCCUCCGAAGCAGGGAACGACGUGUCCGACACUGCGUCGCAAGACCUGGUGGCGAAGAAGCGGCGAAGACAGGAAGACUUCCCCUUGACUCUGGCGUGCUCAGAGACACUUGGAACUCGACUGAUGAACUCCCACGUUGCGUCUUUGUCCCGCCUGGCUUGCGCGUCAGAAGCUCCGCUCUUCGCUGCCUUCUCCUCUACUUUGGCGGGCGUGGAGGCACAGUUGACGCACGUGCCUUCGGGGGAAUGCUCAGGCCAAGCCUUGCUUCCUGCCGAGAGUCCAGACUCUUUCGGUUCUUCCCCCUCGGUCUGCGCCUCGGUGUCAAAGGCCCUCGCAGCUCUCCAGAUCCUCUCCCUUCGAACGCUGCGAGCAGCUACAGAAGCGGCUCAAGCCGCGGUUGCAGCCGCCCGCGCAGAGCAAGAAAUCGCGCCGCCGCAACGAAGAGCCGAGCGAGGAGGCACGUUCCGCGGGGACAGUGUCAGCUCUGGAUCGACGGCAGCAGGCCCUUCAGAAAGGUCGGUUCAAGCCUCUGGAGGGGACGGUGCACUGACGGGGCUCGGCGAGUCCGAUGACGCGACCUGCAGCACAAGCGACAGCAGCAGCAGACUGAACGACACCGUUUUGUCUCUGGGAACUCGUCUGGGUGCCGUGCCGAGAGACGAGGCGCGGCGGGGCCUGGCGGAGAAGCUAGACGACAGCAGUCCGCGCUCGGACGCAGAGAGGAAGACAGAUGUUCCGCUGUCCCCCACACAUUCUCAGGGGUCCUCGCACCUUCCGUCGGAGAAAAGCGAUUCUGAGGGAAGAACAAAUGCGUCUUCCAGACACUGCGAACACCCGCAGCUCCGCGCGGCUCUUGCGGGCCACCUUCGACGAGUCCGCAAAAAGAAGGAAGAUCUGGCGCAGCAGCUGCUGGAGAAAUUCUGGGCGCUCCGCACGCUGCAGAACCAGUUGAAGGAGCGCCUCCAAAAGGCCGAAGAGGAGCGAAUGAGAGCCAGGCAACGGCACGAGGCGAUGACUCGCGUGGGCACCUGCGCGGCACUGGCGCAGCAGCUCUUCAGGGAUAACAUCGAGCUUUUGUCGAUGAUUCUGACUGAACUGAAGGACGCCCGCCGCGAGGGGCUUUGCGUAGAGACAAAUCAAGGCAGUGUUGCUAGCACGACAGCAGAACAAAGUGGAUACGAAGGGAGGACAUCUGGGCGGUCAGAUGCUGGCUUUCUCAGACAAGGCGCUGAUCGCUCGGAGGCCGAGGAUUGUGCCACUGCGGUUGAUUGUGCUCGUGUCUCCGGGAAGGAGCUGACAGGGGAGGCAGGAGAGGGGGAAGGAGACAGGACGGCAGGCAUAGAGAACGGGAUAAUUCCGGAAUCUUCAGUGGGUUCUGGUACACAGCGGGAAGAAGGCGCAGCAGCUGAUGAAUCACGAGAGCAGGUGGAAACGCCAUGCUUACGUGAGGCCCUCCAGGGCCUGCAGAAUCUUGUUGGGAGAUUGAAAUCGCGUCAAGAAGACCUCACAGAGUUUUUGAAGUCCUUCCAGUCGAUGGUGGCGCUUCAGAGGGAGGUGCUGCGCCACCGAUGUGCGGCGCUGGUGGCGGAAGGCGAUGUGAAACUUGCGAAUGAUUGCGAGAAUGAGACACCCCACUUGCAAUUAAGCGCCGAGGAGGCUGAGGAUCUGUCCCCGCGUGCGCUCGGGGAUCAGGGCGAAACUCGACUCUCGGCCUUUCAGGUCGCUGAGGGGGCUGUGCGUUCCCACGGGCCAGCCGUUGGGUGUUCGGCUGAGUCAAAGCGGCUGAAUUCGCUGCCCUCCGAAGCUGACGCGUCCCCGAGGGAACGCGUUUCUCUCUCGGAAGGAAGGAGUUGCGAAGGCCGACUGGAGGAUCCAGCGGACACUCCGGAACAAGACUACCUGCUAGCGUCGAAACCCGAGACCACGCCGACGCUGUCUUCUGUGGACACGCACUCCGGUAGUGUCAGGGGUCAGGCGUGCGUGAGCACAAGUGAAGACGAGCUGAGGAACGGCUCUGACGUUGGGUCGCCGGUGGCAAAGAGUCGGUCGGGAGAUUCUGUUCUGAGCUCUUCGGACGAAGCUGGGAGACCUCUGGGUGAUCGGAGUGACUUGGACCCUCCUGUGGGGUUGAGUGUGUUGCCAGUGGCGAUGCGGCGCCAGCUUCCGUCUGUACUGACACCAAACAAGGACGGCCUCGGCAGUGGAACAGACUUUGUGACGCAGAGUUCCCAUGCGGUCUCGACAGGAAUUCCUCAAGCGGUUUUGCCUCCAGAAAGGAUCCGAGAGGAGCGCCGUACGAGCGGCUCAGGUUUGGCGGCUGCUCUGGGAGUCCACGAGUUGCUGCGCGGCACGGGCGUUUGGCCAGGAGUAGAAAACAAGUGGGCUUUGCUGCAGAGCGUGCCAUUUUUGGCUUCGGAUGCCCUGUCUCCAAGCGUCGGGCGGUUGCCUGGACAAGGUGAGCAAAUGGAAGACGAAGCUGCGAAGCAGAGACGCGCCUUGAGUCAGCUGGCACUAAGUCGGGGCGUGCCCGGGACCGCGAAAGAGGAAUGUGCGAGCAAAGAGACCGCGGCUUUUCUGCUGAGCCUGCAGACAGAGAACGUCCCGUCGAUGCCGGAAAUCAGCACCUUCUUGCACUUGAAAGGGAAUGGCGAAAGUGUUUCUCACGUUUAA
Messenger RNA from Toxoplasma gondii ME49, 6255 nucleotides. It is a transcript of the gene AP2VIII3, whose product is annotated as AP2 domain transcription factor AP2VIII-3. The transcript has 4 exons. Gene Ontology annotation, molecular function: DNA-binding transcription factor activity. The record is from RefSeq and is a predicted model, not a curated record. Gene Ontology annotation, biological process: regulation of DNA-templated transcription. Lineage: Eukaryota; Apicomplexa; Conoidasida; Eucoccidiorida; Sarcocystidae. The coding region runs from base 1 to 6255 and encodes 2084 amino acids.